GGAACUCCGACGCUGACGUCAUUUUCGUGCGCCCCUGUUUGGCUCAGUCAGGAAGAGGCCGCCAUGCCGGAGCUGGAAACGGUGCUGGGGAAGCGGGAGCUCCUCUUCGAGGAGGAAGAUUUACAAUAUGAGGAGGAGAUCUUGCGCAAUCCUUUCUCUGUCAAAUGCUGGAUCCGCUAUGUUGAAUUCAAGCAGAAUGCUCCCAAACAUAUACUUAAUCUAAUCUAUGAGAGAGCUCUUAAGGAAUUGCCAGGGAGCUACAAGCUAUGGUAUAAUUAUCUUAAGCAGCGGCGGAAGCAGGUGAAGAGUAGGUGUGUAACAGACCCCAGCUACGAAGAAGUGAACAACUGUCAUGAGCGUGCUCUAGUCUUCAUGCACAAGAUGCCUCGGAUAUGGCUCGAUUACUGCCAGUUUCUCAUGGACCAAUGUCGAAUCACUCGUACACGCAGGACCUUUGACCGGGCACUCCGGGCUCUGCCAAUUACACAGCAUCAUCGUAUUUGGCCACUUUACCUGAAAUUUGUGCGCCUGUAUCCAUUACCUGAAACAGCUGUACGAGUCUAUCGCAGGUACUUGAAGUUGAGUCCAGAAAAUGCUGAGGAAUAUAUUGAGUAUCUGCGCUCCAUUGACCGCCUAGAUGAGGCUGCUGUCCGCCUUGCUGCCAUUGUGAAUGAUGAACGUUUUGUUUCCAAGGAGGGAAAAUCCAAUUAUCAGCUAUGGCAUGAGCUCUGUGACCUCAUCUCACAGAAUCCAGAUAAGGUGAAAUCUCUCAAUGUAGGGGCCAUCAUCCGCGGUGGUUUGACCCGUUUCACUGACCAGCUGGGCAAGCUGUGGUGUUCCUUGGCAGACUACUAUAUCCGCAGUGGGCAUUUUGAGAAGGCUCGUGAUGUGUAUGAAGAAGCUAUUCAGACAGUGAUGACAGUGCGGGAUUUCACUCAAGUUUUCGACAGCUAUGCCCAGUUUGAGGAGAGUAUGAUUGCAGCAAAGAUGGAGACCACAUCAGAGAUGGGGCGUGAGGAGGAAGAUGAUGUUGACCUGGAACUGCGACUGGCACGCUUUGAGCAGCUGAUCACACGCCGGCCUCUGCUUCUCAACAGUGUCCUUCUGCGCCAAAAUCCUCACAAUGUCCAUGAGUGGCACAAGCGAGUAAAGCUGUAUGAAGGAAAGCCUCGAGAGAUAAUCAACACGUACACAGAAGCGGUGCAGACAGUUGACCCAUUUAAAGCCACUGGAAAGACACACACGCUGUGGGUUUCUUUUGCCAAGUUCUAUGAAGUCAAUGGACAGAUAGAAGAUGCCAGAACCAUCUUUGAAAAAGCCACCAAGGUAAACUACAAGCAAGUGGAUGAACUUGCCAGUGUGUGGUGUGAAUAUGGUGAAAUGGAAUUGCGACACGAGAACUACGACCAAGCACUGCGCAUCCUACGGAAAGCCACAGCCAUCCCAGCUAAGAAAGCAGAGUAUUUUGAUUCUUCUGAACCUGUGCAGAACCGUGUUUACAAGUCCCUCAAAGUAUGGUCCAUGUUGGCUGACUUGGAAGAAAGUCUGGGUACUUUCAAGUCCACUAAAGCUGUGUAUGACCGCAUUCUGGAUCUCCGCAUUGCCACCCCCCAAAUCAUCAUCAACUAUGGCCUCUUUCUGGAGGAGCACAACUACUUUGAGGAGAGCUUCAAGGCAUAUGAGAGAGGCAUUUCACUCUUCAAGUGGCCAAAUGUGUAUGACAUAUGGAACACCUACCUAACAAAAUUCAUCGACCGUUAUGGUGGCAAGAAGUUGGAACGUGCUCGGGACCUCUUUGAACAGGCGCUGGAUGGCUGUCCCCAGAAAUACGCUAAAACUAUCUAUCUGUUGUAUGCCAAGCUGGAGGAAGAAUACGGCUUGGCCCGCCAUGCUAUGGCAGUGUAUGAGCGAGCCACUCAGGCUGUGCAGCCUUCAGAGCAGUAUGACAUGUACAACAUCUACAUUAAGAGAGCAGCUGAAAUCUAUGGCGUCACACACACACGUAGCAUCUAUGAGAAGGCAAUUGAGGUGUUGUCAGAUGAACAUGCCCGGGAGAUGUGCUUGCGCUUUGCUGACAUGGAGUGCAAACUGGGUGAAAUAGAUCGGGCUCGGGCCAUCUAUUCUUACUGUUCGCAGAUGUGCGAUCCCCGUACCACUGCCAAUUUCUGGCAGACAUGGAAAGAAUUUGAGAUCCGGCAUGGAAAUGAGGACACUAUCCGGGAGAUGCUGCGCAUCAAACGAAGUGUGCAGGCUACCUACAAUACGCAAGUCAACUUCAUGGCCUCCCAAAUGCUUAAAGUUUACAGCAAUGCCACUGGCACAGUGUCUGACUUGGCACCUGGACAGAGUGGCAUGGAUGACAUGAAACUCUUAGAGCAGCGGGCAGAGCAGCUGGCAGCUGAAGCAGAAAGAGAUCAGCCCCGAACUAAGGAGAAGAUCCUGUUUGUCAGGAGUGAUGCUUCCCGCAGUGAGUUGGCUGAACUCUCCAAACAAGCCAACCCUGAUGAGAUAGACAUUGACUUGGACGAUGAAGAUGAGAGUGAGGACAAUGAGCCUGAUGAGGUACAGCUGGAGCAGCAAAGUGUCCCUUCUGCUGUGUUUGGAGGUCUUAAGGACGACUGAACUGUUUUCAAUGAGAGCAGACUAUAUUCUCUGCAUAAACCUGGCUGUAGUGCAAGCCGCUACUUUCUUGUGAUUUCCUAAGCUACUGCUCUAGUCUGUCCAUAACUUUUAUUUAUAAAAUAAUUU
Messenger RNA from Sceloporus undulatus (fence lizard), 2748 nucleotides. RefSeq names its product XPA binding protein 2 (gene XAB2). Gene Ontology annotation, cellular component: Prp19 complex; U2-type catalytic step 2 spliceosome; post-mRNA release spliceosomal complex. Gene Ontology annotation, molecular function: protein binding. The record is from RefSeq and is a predicted model, not a curated record. NCBI's taxonomy places the organism in Eukaryota, Metazoa, Chordata, Lepidosauria, Squamata, Phrynosomatidae. Gene Ontology annotation, biological process: mRNA splicing, via spliceosome; generation of catalytic spliceosome for first transesterification step. The transcript is spliced from 19 exons. The coding region runs from base 64 to 2622 and encodes 852 amino acids.